Molecule: messenger RNA, 1986 nt
Organism: Helianthus annuus (common sunflower)
Lineage: Eukaryota; Viridiplantae; Streptophyta; Magnoliopsida; Asterales; Asteraceae
Product: adenine/guanine permease AZG1-like
Exons: 1
Coding region: 87-1817 (576 amino acids)
Biological process (GO): transmembrane transport
Cellular component (GO): plasma membrane
Molecular function (GO): purine nucleobase transmembrane transporter activity
Source: RefSeq, a predicted model, not a curated record
ACAUACUUUUUUUUUUAUAAAACAAGUGUUGUGAUAUUAUUACCUUAAAUCUAUCAGAACACUAGACGGGUAUAAAACUAGUUUAAAUGGAAAUAGAAUCUACGGUACCACCACCGUCGACGAUGUUAACACGGCUCAACACCUUCGUAGCAACAUCCCGCGUCGGAAAACACUUCAAACUAACCGAACGCAACACCACCUUCACAACCGAGCUUCGAGCAGGCACGGCCACCUUCCUCACCAUGGCCUACAUCUUAGCCGUUAACGCCACCAUCCUCUCCGACUCGGGCGCCACAUGCUCGGUCCACGACUGCAUCCCUCUUUGCUCCAACCCAACCUUCAACUCCAACUGCACCGGCCCAAAUCUCCACCUCAUCAUCCCCACCACCUCUUGCAAGUUCCACCCAGUCAACCCCGGUUACACUGCUUGCUUACAAAGAGUCCGAAAAGACUUAAUCGUGGCAACCGUCGUAUCGUCUUUAAUUGGGUGCGUUAUCAUGGGAACUUUCGCUAAUUUACCGCUAGGUUUAGCUCCCGCAAUGGGCUCCAACGCGUACUUUGCGUACACCGUUGUCGGCUUUCACGGCUCGGGUAAAGUCUCAUACGAAAGCGCACUUGCGGCCGUUUUCGUCGAAGGAGUAUUAUUCCUUCUAAUCUCAGCCAUUGGAUUACGAGCAAAACUCGCGAAAAUAGUCCCGAAACCGGUCCGGAUCUCCUCAUCCGCGGGUAUCGGUCUAUUUUUAGCGUUUAUCGGCUUACAAAACAACGAAGGAAUCGGCUUAAUCGGCUACAGCUCCUCAACGCUCGUUACACUAGCCGCGUGCCCCGAAUCCUCACGUGCGAAACUCGCGCAAGUCAUCACUCUCCCAAACGGCACCGUUUCGGUUCUUUCCAACGUUUCCAGUGGUGUCAUGUGUGUUGGUAACAGAAUGGAGAGCCCCACUUUCUGGCUCGGCGUGGUCGGCUUCGUAAUUAUUUCAUAUUGUUUGGUUAAAAACGUAAAAGGGUCAAUAAUUUACGGCAUUGUGUUUGUAACCGCCGUUUCAUUGUUCCGUAACACGCAAGUAACCGCGUUUCCAAACACUCCGGAAGGUGACUCAUCUUACAACUACUUUAAAACAAUAGUUGACGUUCAUAAAAUCCGGUCAACCGCCGGCGCAUUAAGCUUUUCCGGCAUCAACAAACCGGCUUUCUGGGAAGCAUUAAUAACAUUCCUAUACGUCGACGUUUUAGACACCACCGGAACCUUAUACUCAAUGGCAAAGUUCGCCGGGUUUACCGACGAAAACGGCGAUUUUGAGGGGCAAUAUUUUGCGUUCAUGUCGGAUGCGGCGGCGAUUGUUGUCGGGUCGUUGGUUGGUACGUCGCCGGUGACGGCGUAUUUGGAAUCGUCAACGGGGAUAAGGGAAGGUGGGAGGACGGGGAUAACGGCGUUGACGGUGGCGGGGUGUUUUAUGGUGGCGUUUUUUUUCACGCCGUUACUGGCGUCGAUACCGGCGUGGGCGGUGGGGCCGGCGUUGAUAGUGGUGGGGGUGUUGAUGAUGAGAUCUGUGGUGGAGAUUGAUUGGGAGGAUAUGCGACAGGCGAUUCCGGCGUUUGUUACGUUGAUAUUAAUGCCGUUGACGUAUUCUAUUGCGUAUGGGUUGAUUGGUGGGAUUGGAACGUACAUGGUGCUUAAUUUUUGGGAUUGGGGUGAGGGGGUUUUGUGUAAGUUUGGGAUUGUUAAGGGGGGUGGGAGUGAUGGAAGAAGUGUAAGGGGGAGUUGUGUAGAUAAGGAAAGUAGUGUGGUGGGAAGUAGGAAUGCACUUGAGGUUUAGUUAGGUUGUUUUUUUAAGUUUUUUUCUUUUCGCUUUAGAGGUUUAGGUUGAUUAUUUUAGUUUUUUUUUUUGUUUUAGCUUUAUAAAUGGAUUGUUUAAUAUCUUUUAUUAUAACUUUGUAUAUGAAUGUGAAAAAUCUUGUUGAUUAUGAAGAUUAAAAUGUUUAGAG